GACGUGCCGGCGUGGUGGGCGGCCGUGUCGGCGCCCCUGCCUCCGGGCAGCGCCCGCCAGGCGAAGAGGAAGCUGGGGCGCGCCCGCAGGGCCAGGUGGAGCCGGGCCGACGAGCAGACUCGGGAGGCCUUCGACGCCUACAGCCAGCGCUGGGAGGGAGCCGCCCGGGAGGGCGCCCUCGCCGAUGCCCUGCGCGCGCGCCAGGCGCACCCAGAGGGGUGGGGGUCCGCGCUCCGUCAGCUCAUCGAGGGCGCGGCGCCGCGGCGCCUGGAUGGAGCGAGCGGCAGAUCA
This is a messenger RNA of Prorocentrum cordatum, 291 nucleotides long. The record is from the annotation of a GenBank genome assembly. NCBI's taxonomy places the organism in Eukaryota, Dinophyceae, Prorocentrales, Prorocentraceae.